This is a messenger RNA of Anopheles maculipalpis, 1839 nucleotides long. RefSeq lists its product as uncharacterized. The record is from RefSeq and is a predicted model, not a curated record. The transcript has 8 exons. NCBI's taxonomy places the organism in Eukaryota, Metazoa, Arthropoda, Insecta, Diptera, Culicidae. The coding region runs from base 1 to 1839 and encodes 612 amino acids.
AUGGAUUUUACGUACAGCUACGAUCGUGUGCUCAAUAUCGAACCUAAAGUUGGUGAAAAGUUUCCAGAGCUCAGCAUCAUGCGGAGAAAUCGUACAGAAAAGAACUUUCUAGACAAAUUUUACAAAUAUAAAAGAAAUGUGACCGAACUUGCAAAAAAGCGUUGUUUAGAAGCGUUUGCAAAAAUGCAAGAUAAUGGCAACAAACGUCUGUUGCGGGAAGGAUCAUCCAUGAUCCGGGACAUAGUGUACUGUUCGGGUCAUCGUAUGCUGAUCAAACGUUACCUGAACAACUAUGGCAGGGGGCUCCUAAAUGCAGGCCGCACUAGAGUAGCAACACGCUUUCUGGAAGCUGCCUAUGCCAUCGAUAUGGAAACUACAGCCGAAUAUGUGCAGACCGAGAUAGCUCGUCUAAUAUGUGUAGCCUACAAAAAUAUGGGACAAUAUCAGGCAGAAAUGAGCGUACUCUGUUGGGAAAAAGAUCUGUUCGGAACAAAUGACAGCAAGGCGGUAUCCUGUGAGACGUUGGAUGGGAAGCUCGUUGCUAGACGUGACUUUAACGUCGGAGAGGUUGUAUUCAUCGAUAAGCCCUUAGUUGGUCAUGUGAAAGUAUCGCGAGUACAAUGCAACUGUUGCCUGCUCAAAACAAUGAACACGAUUCCCUGCGUGCGUUGUUGUACAGUAUUUUAUUGCAGCGUAGCAUGCAUACGCAAGGAUUAUUAUUACCACAAGUACGAGUGUACGGGGUACAAGAUAGCUUUGUUUCCCUUCUUUGAAGAUGAUACACUCGUAUUACGGCUGUUGGUGAACGUGAUGGACAUAUUGAAGCGUAAUGUUUCACAACACCAGCAGCAGCAGCAGAAAUUACCCAAGAUGACAGCACGGCAACUGUGGAAUAUUUUGCUCGAAAAACAUGAAUAUUCGGAAGACUUUAUCAAAGUCUUUCAAGCAUGCACGUGUGACCACUUCGCGGAGGACAAUGAUACUUACCAAGUUCUGCUCCAAAAUGCUUCAUUCAUGUUGUACUACAUCGACCUUGAUAAGCGUCUAGUGGAUGACUAUACGGUCAGCUGGAUGAACUUUGAUGAAAGAUGGCCGUACCUGUUCCUGGAGAGCGUCCUGUUGCGACUUUUAUGUAUUACGAAACUGAAUGUGUGCAAGUUUCGUUAUAGACUUCAGUUCAAUUCUGCUGAAAUGGACGUCCCAGAUAGCAAGGACGACAAGUUCACGACAUGUGAACAAUUCAAAAUCGUAGAUAACGAGUAUCGUGGAAUGUACAGUUUCCAGACCGAAAUGGAUGGUUCUACCACUGCAUUCAACACCAUCUUUAACUUACUGGAUCAUGGAGCGGUUGCGGUUCGUGCAGUAAAUCUGAUCAAAAAGGGAGAUGCAAUAGUGUUUAAGAUAGAAUCUUCUAUACCUCCGACAAAUAUUGAUCGCACGGAGGAUGACCAGUCGAUUUAUUCGCCCCUCAAAACAAGAAUUACAAGCGCAUCAAACAUCAUAGAGAAGACCGAUCUUAUGAUGGAAAAGGUAGCUAGUCUCGUAGACGAAGGGUGUCUUUACACGGAGGAAAACUUCCAUGCGCUUCUGAACCUGUUCGAUUGCUUUAUAGACACCUAUAGGAAAGUAGUGGAAGAACCCAUUGCCAUGGUGGUGCUGUAUGACAUUUUAAAUGUUUUACAAGCUGUGUACCAAACGGCUAGAUCGAUCCCAGAUGUAUUGAUGCAUGAUGUUUGGAAGUCGCUGUUAGUGACUCGCGGUUUUCAAUUCCGCCGCAUCAGGCAAGAUUACAUCGAACGUUUGGGAAACCAUCUACAUAAGAUGUACUACCAGAACUAA